AUGGACCGCAAGCAGUGUGUGGCGCUUGUGCGGUCUUGUAAGACUCUGUGCGAGGCAAAAAAAAUCCAUGCCCGGGUUACACUAGUGACGGGCUGUGACGUUUUCGUCGCCAACAAGUUAGUUGAGAUGUACGGCCGGUGCGGGAGCGCAAGCGAUGCUAGGCGGGUGUUUGACGGGCUGCCGUACAAAGAUUCCUUCUCUUGGAAUCUCAUGCUGACAGCAUAUGCUCGGAACGGGCAUCUGCGGGAGGCAAAGCGGCUGUUUGACGUGAUGGUUGAGAGGGACAAGAUCUCUUGGACGGUGAUGUUGGUUUUGUUCUCCGAGAAGGGCUUUCUGAUCGAUGCGGCUGAUUUGUUUUACAGAAUGCCAGAAUGGGAUAUUGUAGCGUGGAACUCGAUGCUUUUAGCGCAUGCCCAUUACGGGCAUCUAGAUGAUGUUCUUCAAAUUCUUUACGAAAUGCCUGAAUGGGGCGCGGUCUCCGUUAAUGCGCUUCUUGUAGCUUACAAAAGCCACGGCUGUCUCGAUAAGUGCUUUGAUAUGUUCGAUUCUCUGCCAGAAAGAGAUUUGAAACUCUGGAGUGCGAUGCACUCGGCAAUUGCCACUCUUGGGCAUCCGGAACAAGUCUGGAACUUCUUUCAUAAGAUGCCCGAGUGGGACUUGGUAUCUUCAACGACGAUGCUGGCUUCUCUGUCUCAAACUGAUAAGCUCCACAAAGCAAAUAGAAUCUUCCAAAUGAUGCCCCAGAAGAACAUAGUUUCAUGGACAGCAAUCAUAAACGCCCACGUCCGCAGUGGAGAUUUGCACCAGGCAGCCACCUUGUAUGAGUCAAUGCCCGAGUGGGAUUUGGAAUCCUCCACAGCCAUGAUCACGGCAUAUGCUGAAUACGGAGCCGUAGCACGGGCCAAAUCUGUGUACGACAGCAUGAAAGAAAGGAGCAUGGCCUCGUGCACAGCCUUGUUAUCUGCGUACAGUCAUGCCGGGGAUUUGGAAAAUGCCGUGAGAGCGAUGGACUGGAUGCCGGAGCACAACCAAACAUCGUCGCUAACAAUGGUUCUGGCAUUUGCCCGGUAUGGGCAUCUGGGCGAUGCGCAAACGCUGUACGAACAGAUUCCGGAACGGAAUGUGGCGGCAUCGACGGCCAUGGUCGCUGCCUUUGUCUACGCUGGCCACGUGGACGGUGCCAGACAGACCUUUGACAGAAUGCCUGAGGCGGAUCUGGUCGCGUGGACGGCCAUGAUUGCAGCGUAUGCCCAGAGUGGUCAUUCGUCGAGCGCGAUUGAUCUCUACAAUGCGAUGGUGAUGGUGGAGUUCCCGGAUGGAGUGAGCUUCCUGUCUCUUUUAAUUGCUAAAACCCACGCAGGCAAGACACGGGAGGCAAGAGAUUGCUUUGUCUCGAUGGCAUUUGAUUAUGGGAUUGCUCCCACCAAGCAGCACUACUGCUGCGUGCUUGAUCUCUUGGGCAGGAGUGGACGACUCGGAGAAGCGAGAGAUCUAAUGGAAACAAUGCCAUUUGUGCCAGAUGCGCUCGAAAUGAGGUGUUUCUUGGGAGCUUGCAAGGCGAGGUGGAAAGAAUUUGUAAAGUAUGGCGCAAAGGAGGCUAUAGAAUUCGAUCAUAGGGACCCCGCAGCGUAUGUAAUAGUAGCAAACGCUCUCACAAAUUAA
Molecule: messenger RNA, 1662 nt
Organism: Selaginella moellendorffii
Lineage: Eukaryota; Viridiplantae; Streptophyta; Lycopodiopsida; Selaginellales; Selaginellaceae
Product: pentatricopeptide repeat-containing protein At4g02750-like
Exons: 1
Coding region: 1-1662 (553 amino acids)
Biological process (GO): RNA modification
Molecular function (GO): protein binding; RNA binding
Source: RefSeq, a predicted model, not a curated record